AUGGCGCCCGCCCCCUCCCCGGGCCUGGACUCUCGCGGCGGCGCUGGCGCCAGGCCGCGCGGCGCGGCUGGCGCGGCCACCCGGCAGCUGCCUUCGGCGUUGGAGGAGCGCAUCCAGAAGAAGGACGUCGCCGGGGCCUGGGACGAGCUGGAGGACAUGCAGCGAAGAGGGGAGGUGGCGACGCGCUUUGCGGUCUCGCGGCUGCUGAUGCUGACCAUGGGCAACGAGGCGGCGCACAACGUCGGUCCUGCCCUGGUGCACAGGGCCCUGGACCUGACCGAGCAGUUCAUCCAGCUGAACCCGGGGGAGGCGGACGAGGUGCUGUUCAACGCUCUGAUGGAUACCUGCCACCGGGCAAGGGACCUCCCUCGCCUCGAGAAGACGGUGCUGCGCAUGGAGGAGUUGCGCGUGAGGCCCUCCCACGUCACCCUGGGCAUACUGGUCAAGGCGUACGGCCAGGCUGGCGACGCCACGCGGGUGGUCAACUUGUGGGAUCGCAUGGCGGAGGAACGCUCGCAGGCGAACGCCGUCACGUGCGGCUGCAUGAUCGACGCGUGCGUGAAGUGCGGCCGCCUCGAGAAGGCCUUGGAGAUCUUCCGGGAUAUGAAGAAGGGCAAGAAGCACCGCAACACUAUACUGUACACGACUCUCAUUAAGGGCUGCGGGCUCAAGAAGGACCUCCGGCAGGCGCUUACGCUGUUCCGCGAGAUGAAGACUGAGCGGGUCCCCUACAACAGGAUCACGUACAACUCCGUGAUCGACGUGUGCAUCAAGUGCACCGAUGUUCCCGCGGCCGAGAACAUCUUCGCGGAGAUGACGGCUCCAGGCAGCGGGAUCGUUCCCGACCACAUCACGUAUUCCACCUUAUUGAAGGGGUAUUGCCACAUGGGGGAGUUGGACAAGGCGCUCCAGGUGGCAGCGACCAUCAAGGCGAGCGGCCUGCCCUGCGACGAGAUGGUGUAUAAUUCGCUCAUGGACGGCUGCGUGCGUGCUUGCGACCUCUCGGCGGGCAUCGGUCUCUUCGCUGAGAUGAUCCGCUCGAGGGUACAGCCGUCGGCGAUCACGCACGGCAUCCUGGUGCGGUUGUACCAGAAGAGCAGUGGCGCGGUGGACGCCUGCGAGGCCGUGGCGCAGCUGUACCUGCACCACGCCUUGCCGAGACCAGACGCCGCCCUCGAGCAGCGUAGCAAGCGCAACGGCGGCGGCCGCCGCGGCAAGCGGCAGCAGAGGGCCGCCACCAUGCCCACGGCCCCGCCGCCGCUCCUGCAGCCGCAACUGUCACAUCAGCCGGUGCAACUGGACCUCCACGCCGCGACGAUGCAGGCGUUGCCGCCAGCGCCUGCGCAAGCGCUCCCAGCCACCACGAUGGCCUGGGCGGGCGCGCUGCCGCAGCCGAUGCAGUUCCCUCAGGCCCUCGGCCAGGUCGGCGGCUCGUGCUCCCUGCACCAGCUGCCGCCCCCUCUGGCGCCGGGGGCCGACGCCGCGCCGCUGUACGGCGGGACGCGGAGGUACUUGCCGCCGUGCACCGCGAUGUCGGAUGCCUCGCCUCAGCUGCUCCCGCAGAGCGCUGCGGGCGCUCUCCCGGUGCCGACCUUCCCGGCGAGCGCGAGCCAGGUCCUCCAGGAGACCAGCGGCGUGCUCCUGCAGCACGGCUUCAGCCCGCAGCAGCUGCCGCAGCAGCACGGCUGCGCGUGGCCGGCGGCGCCCGAGGAGGCGGCCAAGGCCGCCGGCCAGGUGCAGCAGGCGCAGGCCAGCGCGGUCGCCGAGGCCCGCCGCCUCGCGGGGCUGCGCGGAGGCCCAGCGUCGUGGGGCGGCAUGUAG
Molecule: messenger RNA, 1821 nt
Organism: Prorocentrum cordatum
Lineage: Eukaryota; Dinophyceae; Prorocentrales; Prorocentraceae
Source: the annotation of a GenBank genome assembly